UAAAAAUAGGUCCCUUUGGUAUUCUUUUGCUAUCCUGUGUACAAUUUAAAUUUUUAAUGAAAGGGUCUGAUGUAACUUUGUGUAAUUAAUGUUGCUUGGUCUCACUAUAAUCUCCAUUAUAAUCACAAAAAAACUCAGUUGCUCUUGAAAAGGCAACAUGUGGACCUAAGGUGAAGUUCUGCCGUUAUCUGAUGAAACCUGACUGAGCAGCGUGAAGUCUGAUUCACACAUUCAAAAAAGUUGUCUACAUCCACCCAUCUAUUCACCUGUCUGUCUCGCUGUCUGUCUGCUGGGGAGGGAUGGAGCUUUUGCCAUUUGAUAUUUCACCUGAAAGUCCCAGAGAUUCAUACCUGCACUCAUCGACCAAUCACAGGUCCAGCUCUGUUAACAGCACCUGGGAGCCUGAUGGCGUCACUUUCUUCAUCAUCCAGGGCCUUGCUAAACUUGGCGAGAAAGGGAUGAUUCUUUUUGUCAUCCUGCUGCUGGGUUACAUCAUCAUCCUGGGAGGAAACAGCAUGAUCAUCUUUGUGGCGUUGACUGAUCCAAAGCUCACCACUCCCAUGUAUUUCUUUCUCUACAACCUCGCCAUUGUGGACAUCGUCUACACCACCACCACCAUCCCCAAAAUGCUCUGCGGUUUCCUGACAGACAUGAAUACCAUUUCCGUCCCAGGCUGCUUCCUCCAGAUGCAUUUCUUUAUUCAGCUAGCCGUUACCGGCUAUGCCAUCCUGACUGUCAUGGCGUAUGACCGCUACGUGGCCAUCUGCAACCCUCUGCGCUACACUGCCAUCAUGACCCGGCCCGUCCAACUGCUCCUCAUCAUAGGAGCCUGGGGCUUCAGCAUCUUCUGCACGCUGCCAGCGACCUCCAUGACCUGGCAGCGGCCUUACUGUGGCCCGAAUGUGGUUAGGAAUGCCUGGUGCGACCUGUCGUCUGUAAGGCAGCUGGUGUGCGCUGACACCUCCGUGGAUAACAUUGUGUCCGUUUCUUUCGCCGUAUUGGCGCUACUGACCACAGGAGUUCUCAUCCUCACCUCCUAUGUCCUGAUUGGUGUUUCCAUGUUGAAGAUGGGUGUUGCUCAGAGGCUGAAGGCCUUUGGAACGUGUGCCGCCCACCUGACUGUGGUGUCCAUCUCUUACAGCUCAGCCUCGUGUGUAUUCAUCUCCUACCGGGUGGGAAACAUUUCACCAGAGGUUCGCAUCAUUGUGUCUGUGCUGUUCUCCGCUCUAACUCCUUUCCUAAAUCCGAUGAUCUACAGUGUGAGGAACAAGGAGCUGCGAGAGUCCGUCAGAAGGACUCUGAGCAGGUUCAGACCUGCAGCUGUGUUACCCAAGAAGGACGUCACAGUGUCCUGACUGCGAAAGAAAACCUGCCACUGGACACCCACAAACUGGAGAGAGAAAAGGCAACUGAACAUCCAGAGUGACUGUCUUGCACAAAAACUUAUUUAGAAAUUACAUGAUGUCUUUUUUAAUUUGUAUACUGUGCUAAUAAUAUGUUUGUUCAGCUAUCUAUACACAAAACUUACUAUGUUAAAUUUGCAUUCAAGAGUCCCAUUAAACUAGUUAAUGAUCCUUUUAAUUAAAUAUGUUAAUUAACAGUCCCCUCUCAUUGGAGAACUGCUUUUACCAGCUAUGAAUGGAUGGAUCAAUAUUACAAUAAAUUUAGUUUUUUUUUUCAAAAAGU
This is a messenger RNA of Siniperca chuatsi (mandarin fish), 1686 nucleotides long. Its product is annotated as olfactory receptor 10J4-like. Gene Ontology annotation, biological process: G protein-coupled receptor signaling pathway. The record is from RefSeq and is a predicted model, not a curated record. The coding region runs from base 300 to 1355 and encodes 351 amino acids. Gene Ontology annotation, cellular component: membrane. The transcript is spliced from 5 exons. Gene Ontology annotation, molecular function: G protein-coupled receptor activity; olfactory receptor activity. Lineage: Eukaryota; Metazoa; Chordata; Actinopteri; Centrarchiformes; Sinipercidae.